Messenger RNA from Myotis davidii, 768 nucleotides. It is a transcript of the gene PRDX1, whose product is annotated as peroxiredoxin 1. Lineage: Eukaryota; Metazoa; Chordata; Mammalia; Chiroptera; Vespertilionidae. The coding region runs from base 116 to 682 and encodes 188 amino acids. The record is from RefSeq and is a predicted model, not a curated record. Gene Ontology annotation, biological process: cell redox homeostasis; response to oxidative stress; hydrogen peroxide catabolic process. The transcript has 6 exons. Gene Ontology annotation, cellular component: cytosol. Gene Ontology annotation, molecular function: thioredoxin peroxidase activity.
CGCGAGAACCAUACCGGCUAUAAAAGCAGCGCAGCGAGGCCGCGCGCGCUUUUCGUGCGUCUCCUUCCUGCUUGACUGGAUUUGCCAUUUUUGCUUCAGUGCUGCUGAUAGCAAGAUGUCUUCAGGAAAUGCUAAAAUCGGCCACCCUGCCCCCAACUUCAAAGCCACAGCUGUUAUGCCUGAUGGUCAGUUCAAAGAUAUCAGCCUAUCUGACUACAAAGGAAAAUAUGUGGUGUUCUUCUUUUACCCUCUUGACUUUACCUUUGUGUGCCCCACGGAGAUCAUUGCUUUCAGUGAUAGGGCAGAAGAAUUUAAGAAAAUCAACUGCCAAGUGAUUGGGGCUUCUGUGGAUUCUCACUUCUGUCACCUGGCAUGGAUCAACACACCCAAGAAACAAGGAGGACUGGGUCCCAUGAACAUUCCUUUGGUGUCAGACCCCAAGCGCACCAUUGCUCAGGACUAUGGAGUCUUAAAGGCUGAUGAAGGCAUCUCAUUCAGGGGCCUCUUUAUCAUUGAUGAGAAAGGUAUCCUUCGCCAGAUCACUGUGAAUGACCUUCCUGUUGGCCGCUCUGUGGAUGAGACUCUGAGACUAGUUCAGGCUUUCCAGUUCACUGACAAACAUGGGGAAGUGUGCCCAGCUGGCUGGAAACGACGUCCAGAAGAGCAAAGAAUAUUUCUCUAAGCAGAAGUGAGCACUGGGUCAUUAUAGGGUCAUGCGACAAUGUACAGCCAUGAGAACAGAACCUCUCUUUUACUAUUGUCAUACUU